CUCUAAUCACCUUUAUGUGAAUAUAUUAAUUUUGAAGGUACUAGGUGGAAUCCUAGUUGAUAUGAGCAUGGUUUUUCCCUUUAAAAUGUGCACUUAACUCUGGAAGGAAAGAUGCUAUGUUUGAAGCAGGGAUCAGCAAACUCCAGUCUGCUGCCUGUGUUUGUAAAUAAAGUUUUAUUAGCACACAGCCACAUGCUAUCAUUUAGGUAUUGUUUAUGUCUCCUUUGAAGUCACAGCAGCAGAGUGGAAUAGUAGUGACAGACACCCGGUGGUGUGUCACAAAGUCUAAAAUAUUUAAUCACUGGCCUUGUAGGAGACUGUUUGCUGACCCCUGAUGUAGAGGAUAGAACUUUCCUGCCCCCUGACCAUACUGACAGACAGCUGUUACUGUUGUGGUGAAGGCCCCUAGCUCUGCCUUCCCUGGAGAGGAAAUAAGAAAACAGGGUUCUUAUGAAGCAUUUUUUUUGUGUGAGUCCCGGAAGUCUUUGGCGGCAGGGUGCGCUCCGGCGAGUGGCUUCUCGCGGCUUCAUGCAGGCAUGGAUCUGGAUAAGCCGUCUGUCUGGGGUUCGUUCAAACAGCGGACCAGGCCACUGCUCAUCAACCUGAGCAAGAAGAGGGGGAAAAAGAACCCGCAUAAGCCCCUCAACUUAAGGGAAGGGAACCACUUGGACCGCCGCCUCAGCCUCUCGGUGCCUGACCUGCUGGAGGCCGAGGCCCUGGCCCCGGAGGGUCGGCCCUACUCCGGGCCGCAGUCGUCCUACACCUCGGUGCCCAGCAGCCUGUCCACCGCGGGGAUCGUUCCCAAGAGUAGCAGCGGCUCCUUGAAACAGUCUGAGGAAGAAUUGGAUUGGAGCCAGGAAGAAGCCAGCCACCUCCAUGUGGUGGAGACGGACUCGGAGGAGACCUAUGCCUGUCCUCCUGAGGAGAGGCGGGUGUCCAGCCACGGCAUCUUUGAUCUCCAGAAAGCUCCCGUGGGGGGCGAGGCGCUGGAAGAGCCAGAGAAGCUAUGUGGCAGUGGUGAUCUGAAUGCUUCUAUGACAUCUCAACAUUUUGAAGAACAAUCAACUCUUGGGGAAGCCGGCGAUGCCUUGAGUCACCUGCCCAGCUCUUUCGCCUACCUCCUCACCAUACACCUGAAGGAAGGCCGGAACCUGGUAGUCCGAGAUCGCUGCGGUACAAGUGAUCCCUAUGUGAAAUUUAAGCUGAAUGGGAAGACGCUAUACAAAAGUAAAGUCAUAUAUAAGAACUUGAACCCGAUGUGGGAUGAGAUAGUUGUAUUGCCAAUACAAAGCCUUGAUCAGAAGCUACACGUGAAGGUAUAUGAUCGAGAUUUAACCACAUCUGAUUUUAUGGGUUCUGCCUUUGUCAUUCUCAGUGAUCUUGAGCUUAACAGAACAACUGAACAUAUUUUAAAAUUAGAAGAUCCAAACAGUUUAGAAGAUGACAUGGGAGUGAUUGUCUUAAAUUUGAACCUCGUAGUAAAACAGGGUGAUUUCAAGAGACAUCGUUGGUCAAAUCGGAAGCGGUUAAGUGCCAGCAAGUCCUCUUUGAUACGCAACCUACGGCUCUCAGAGUCCUUGAAAAAGAACCAGCUCUGGAAUGGGAUUAUAAGUAUAACUUUGUUGGAAGGGAAGAAUGUCUCAGGAGGAAACAUGACAGAGAUAUUUGUCCAGUUAAAACUGGGAGAUCAGAGAUACAAAAGUAAGACACUGUGUAAGAGUGCAAAUCCGCUGUGGCAGGAACAGUUUGACUUUCACUACUUCUCUGACAGGAUGGGCAUUUUGGACAUUGAAGUGUGGGGAAAGGACAGCAAAAAACGCGAGGAGCGUCUGGGCACGUGUAAAGUGGAUAUCUCGGCACUCCCUCUGAAGCAAGCCAACUGCUUGGAGCUGCCGCUGGAGAGCUGUCUGGGGGCCCUCCUCAUGUUGGUCACACUUACGCCCUGUGCGGGCGUCUCCGUCUCUGAUCUGUGUGUGUGCCCCUUAGCAGACCCCAGCGAGAGAAAGCAGAUUUCCCAGCGAUAUUGUUUACAGAACUCCCUCAAAGAUAUGAAGGACGUUGGCCUUUUACAAGUGAAGGUUUUAAAGGCAGUCGAUCUCGUAGCGGCGGAUUUCUCAGGAAAGAGCGAUCCUUUUUGCUUGUUGGAGUUAGGCAACGACCGACUUCAGACACAUACCAUUUACAAGAACCUCAACCCUGAGUGGAACAAAGUUUUUACAUUUCCCAUUAAAGAUAUCCAUGAUGUUUUGGAAGUGACAGUGUUUGAUGAAGACGGAGAUAAACCCCCUGAUUUUCUUGGAAAAGUUGCCAUUCCCUUGCUAUCCAUUAGAGAUGGACAACCAAUGGUUUUACGUAUGAUAGAAUAA
Molecule: messenger RNA, 2366 nt
Organism: Microcebus murinus (gray mouse lemur)
Lineage: Eukaryota; Metazoa; Chordata; Mammalia; Primates; Cheirogaleidae
Source: RefSeq, a predicted model, not a curated record